AUGUUGUACGUUGUUGGUCUUGGUUUAGGUGACGAAAAGGAUAUCACCGUUAAGGGUUUAGAAGCCGUCAAGAGCUCUGACCGUGUUUAUUUGGAAGCCUAUACCUCUAUUUUGACAAUUGGUAAAGAAAAGCUGGAAGAAUACUAUGGCAAAGAGGUUGUCAUUGCAGAUCGUGAAAUGGUUGAAUCUGAGAGUGAUGUUAUUCUUGCUGAUGCUGACAAGGUUGAUGUCUCCUUCUUGGUUGUUGGCGAUCCUUAUGGUGCCACCACUCACACUGAUCUUGUUAUCCGUGCCCGUGAAUUAAACAUCCCUGUCAAAGUUAUCCACAACGCAUCUAUUAUGAAUGCUAUUGGUGCUUGUGGUCUUCAACUUUAUAACUUUGGUCAAACCAUUUCAAUUGUUUUCUUUACAGAGACCUGGCGUCCUGAUAGUUUUUAUGAUCGUGUCAAGGAAAACCAUCAAAUUGGUCUUCACACCUUGUGUUUGUUAGAUAUCAAAGUCAAGGAACAAAGUAUUGAAAACAUGGCUAGAGGUCGUUUGAUCUACGAGCCUCCUCGUUACAUGACUGUCAAUGAAGCUGUCGAACAAUUAUUAGAGAUUGAAGAGAAGCGUGGUGAAGGUAUUUGUAAGCCAGAUUCAUUAGCCAUUGGUUGUGCUAGAAUUGGUACAGACACCCAAAAGAUUGUUGCUGGUACUUUAGAAGAAUUAGUCGAUGUUGAUUUUGGCGGACCUCUUCAUUCUCUUGUCUUGAUCGGUUCUCGCAUGCAUGAAAUGGAAGCUGAAUUCGUAAAGGAAUACGCUCACAAUAUCGAUACCUUUAAUACACUUGUGAAGAGGGAUUACGUUCAUUAA
Messenger RNA from Mucor mucedo, 852 nucleotides. RefSeq names its product diphthine synthase. Gene Ontology annotation, molecular function: diphthine synthase activity. The transcript is spliced from 3 exons. Gene Ontology annotation, biological process: protein histidyl modification to diphthamide. NCBI's taxonomy places the organism in Eukaryota, Fungi, Mucoromycota, Mucoromycetes, Mucorales, Mucoraceae. The coding region runs from base 1 to 852 and encodes 283 amino acids. The record is from RefSeq and is a predicted model, not a curated record.